AUGGUAUGGAUCAUUACAGGAUGUGUCUGCCCUGCCUUCUACGCUGUGAAUUUCACAAAUGACAACUACUCGAUGCAAUGGUGGAAUAAUACAGUUGAUGAAGUUGCAAAAGGAUACGAUGAGAAUCAUGUUGUUGCAGGAAAGCCAUUCCGUCCAGCUUCCCAACAGCUCGAUUGCUCUGUGUUUCUAACAUGCAGCAUUCAAGUGGCACCGGGAUUCGAAAAAGUGGCUGUUGGCUUAUAUAUCGGCACUACAAAAAACAAAGUUCACAACAUUACCCGUAUUGCUGGUAAAGACGAGAUGUUUCGUCUCGAAUGCGGAAUGAAUGGGAACUAUUAUUAUAACGGUUCUCUUGUGCAAGUUGGUGCCUGCAUUUCGGUUAGCUCUAUAAAUAAUCCAUAA
Molecule: messenger RNA, 402 nt
Organism: Caenorhabditis briggsae
Lineage: Eukaryota; Metazoa; Nematoda; Chromadorea; Rhabditida; Rhabditidae
Exons: 3
Coding region: 1-402 (133 amino acids)
Source: RefSeq, a predicted model, not a curated record